This is a messenger RNA of Echinococcus granulosus, 459 nucleotides long. Its product is annotated as Glycoprotein 3-alpha-L-fucosyltransferase A. Gene Ontology annotation, molecular function: alpha-(1->3)-fucosyltransferase activity. The transcript is spliced from 3 exons. Bases 1 to 459 code for a protein of 152 amino acids. Gene Ontology annotation, cellular component: membrane. The record is from RefSeq and is a predicted model, not a curated record. NCBI's taxonomy places the organism in Eukaryota, Metazoa, Platyhelminthes, Cestoda, Cyclophyllidea, Taeniidae.
AUGCAGUUUCCACCUAAUGUCGAUGCAUUUCAUUUCCUUUCGAUAAACUACAAAUUCUACCUCUCCUUCGAGAAUUCCAACUGUCGCAAUUACAUAACGGAAAAGGUCUAUGUCAACGCUAUGCAACACGAUAUGAUUCCCAUUGUGCUGGGUGCCUUCAAGGACGACUACGAAAGUACAUUGCCUCCACACUCGUACAUCAACGUGGAUGACUACAAGUCGAUUCGUGAAUUGACCGACUACUUGUACUACUUGGACAAAAACGACACUGCCUAUGCAGCCUACUUCGCCUGGAAGCAGUAUGGCAGACUUAUUAGCUCGAACAGAAUGGACUGUCGACUUUGCGGUUUCAUCCACAAACUAAACGCAGGAACAGUGGACUUACCAAAGCAAAACAGUACUGAGUUCUUAGAUUUUCAAAGCCUCUGCUUCGAUAGACCUCUCCUGCCUCUCAAAUAA